Molecule: messenger RNA, 8884 nt
Organism: Coregonus sp. 'balchen'
Lineage: Eukaryota; Metazoa; Chordata; Actinopteri; Salmoniformes; Salmonidae
Source: the annotation of a GenBank genome assembly
CUUCAAUUCACUAUAAAGACACAUCAAACGAUAAAAGGAGUUCGUGGACUUUGAACUAAUAGUGAGGUUUUUAAAAUUAGCUAAGUGACACCGUUGUAAUUUCAAUUCAUAGCUGGAUUGCUAUUGAAUCCUCGAUAAAAAAAUAAAUAAAAAUAGCAACGUAGCUAAUGUCAGUCAACGGUUUGAGACGUUCUUUGUUUAUGUUGUGCCAGACAGAACUGCAGUAUUUGGUUUCCUCUUUUUGAAGAUCGUUUUAUAUUUAUUUAUAAUUGUGCGUGAAUAUCGAUUACAAUAACGUUACAGGGGAGCUAACUAAUGUUAACGAUAGCUAGCUAGCAUAACUACAAGUCACGGACAAUUGUUGUCAACCUGCUGAGUUGUCCUCUAGAGUCUGAUCGAUAAGCGAGACAGCUGAGCUUUUUAGAUAGUGACGAGUGUGGAAAGAUUUCAGUCUAGUUGUUGUGUGAUCGUCAUUUGCGCAUCACUCAGUCAGUCAGCUCAUCUGCGACCUGUUGGUAGAGCUAGCUACAUGUCAGCCACCAACCUAUGUCUCAGUUGGCUUUGUGUGUAACUUAGCAAGUUGGUUGCGCAAUUCCUGUAUGCUAGCAACUUGUCAGCAAGGAUCACUUCAAAGUAUGCUAACAGUAAUCGCUCGUCGCUAAAUUUGUAGUGUCUUGGUCUCUGAGAAGGUACCAUUUGUCUCAUUGUCAAUAUAUUUCAGGGUGUUUUAUGUAAAGCCGUAUUAUUUAUGUUUAUGAAUUAAGUAUUUAUUGUGGUAUUAACUUCAUGUUGUAUAGAAACAAUAGGAGUGUUUAAGAAGAGAAGGAUUAGGCAGUCUAAUAUUAAAGAAAGGUCCAGUUCUGGCACAGGCAGAGAACCUUGUUGAAAAUCCUUCUCCCUACUUGCCAAUGCUGGAUCUGGAAGUUGUUCCGGAAAGAUCUUUAGGAAAUGAACAAUGGGAAUUCGCAUUAGGUAAGUGACUCCUGAAGAAACUAUUGGGUAUUUCUUCAACCUACCACACACCUCAACUAAUAUGCAUGUUUUCCCUGUCAGUCAUUUUUCAUGUUUGUUUGUCAUUUGUAAAUGAGAACUAAAGCAAUCUCUAAUAUCUUGUCCAUGUUCUUGUCACAGGGAUGCCAUUGGCCCAGGCCAUUUCCAUUUUACAGAAACACUGCCGCAUCAUCAAGAAUGUCCAGGUUCUUUACAGUGAACAAGUAAGAGAUGAGAUAACUGCUCUUGUGUGUGAUGUAGGGUGUGGGCUGGCAGAUUCAUGUGACGGUUUCUGAUUGACUGUCCAUUGAAAUUAUAUGUUAUGUUUCUGUGCUUCUAGAUGCCACUCAGUCAUGACCUCAUACUCAACUUGACUCAGGAUGGAAUUAAACUGCUGUUUGACGCCUGUAACCAGAGACUGAAGGUGAGGGAGACAUGCUCUGGUUGAUCAUGGCGCUACGUACAAUAAUGCUGUCUAUGUUGACUUAUCAAGUCUCUCAUUACUCUCAUGUUUAGGUGAUUGAAGUAUACGACUUGAGCAAAGUUAAAUUGAAAUACUGGUGAGUGAUCUCUAGUUCCUUGUGCUAAUACCAGUGUGACUGGAGAUGUGUCAUAGCAAAUGUAUACACUAUAUAUACAAAACUAUGUGGACACCACUUCAAAUUAGUGGAUUCGGCUAUUUCAGCCACACUCGUUGCUGACAGAUGUAUACAAUCGAGCACACAGCCAUGCAAUCUCCAUAGACAAACAUCGGCAGUAAAAUGGCCUUACUGAAAAGCUCAGUGACUUUCAACGUGGCACCGUCAUAGGAUGCCACCUUUCCAACAAGUCAUUUCUGCCCUGCUAGAGCUGCCCAGGUCAACUGUAUGUGCUGUUAUUGUGAAGUGGAAACAUCUAGGAGCAACAACGGCUCAGCCGCAAAGUGGUAGGCCACACAAGCUCACAGAACGGGACCGGCGAGUGCUGAAGCACGUAGUGUGUAAAAAUCAUCUCUCCUCGGUUGCAACACUCACUACCGAGUUCCAAACUGCCUCUGGAAGCAACGUCAGCACAAUAACUGUUAGUCGGGAGCUUCAUGAAAUGGGUUUCCAUGGCCGAGCAGCCACACACAAGCCUAAGAUCACCAUGCGCAAUGCCAAGUGUCGGCUGGAGUGGUGUAAAGCUCGCCGCCAUUGGACUCUGGAGCAGUGGAAACGCCUUCUCUGGAGUGAUGAAUCACGCUUCACCAUGUGGCAGUCCGACUGACAAAUCUGGGUUUGGCGGAUGCCAGGAGAACGCUACCUGCCCGAAUGCAUAGUGCCAACUGUAAAGUUUGGUGGAGGAGGAAUAAUGGUCUGGGGCUGUUUUUCAUGGUUCGGGCUAGGCCCCUUAGUUCCAGUGAAGGGAAAUCUUAACGCUAAAGCAUACAAUGACAUUCUAGACGAUUCUGUGCUUCCAACUAUGUGACAACAGUUUGGGGAAGGCCCUUUUCUGUUUCAGCAUGACAAUGCCCCCAUGCACAAAGCGAGGUCCAUACAGAAAUAGUUUGUCGAGAUCGGUGUAGAAAAACUUGACUGGCAUGCACAGAGCCCUGACCUCAACGACAUCGUUCACCUUUGGGAUGAGUUGGAACGCCGACUGCGAGCCAGGCCUAAUCGCCCGACCUCUCUAAUGCUCUUGUAGCUGAAUGGAAGCAAGUCCCCGCAGCAAUGUUCCAACAUCUAGUGGAAAGCCUUCCCAGAAGAGUGGAGGCUGUUAUAGCAGCAAAGGGGGGACCAACUCCAUAUUAAUGCCCAUGAUUUUGGAAUGAGAUGUUCGACAAGCAGGUGUCCACAAACUUUUGGUCAUGUAGUGUAUCUGACAGUUUGUCUGACUGGAAUAGUUUGUUGUAGUCCAUUAGAAUAACCUGUUUUGCAAAUUGUUCAGUUUAUGUUGGAUGUGGGUUUUUGUGCUACUACAUAUACUGUAAUAGCAUCUAGGCCUAAAUGGUGUCAUUGUCUUGCAGUGGAGUACAUUUCAACACUCAGGCUAUAGCACCCACCAUAGAGCAGAUUGACCAGUCCUUUGGCGCCACACACCCUGGAGGUAAGGGAAAGACAAUCAGCAGAUACAACUUUUUGUCUUAUCGAUAGUACUGUCGAAUGCUGCAAGGUUUUUGUGUUUGACCAUGUUUUCCUCACUCCCCAGUAUACAAUGCUGCAGAGCAACUGUUCCACCUGAACUUUCGAGGACUCUCCUUCUCCUUCCAGCUUGACUCAUGGAAUGAAGCUCCCAAGUAUGAGGUGAGACUAUUACCUGUCCCUGCUAUAUUUAUCCCUAGUGUGCUGUUUUUAUCUGACUGGCUUUAUGGUAAACCCUGUUUGACAUAGCUGCUACACAGCAAAUGUCUUCCAUAACUUGCUCUUCUUGUUCAAACCUUUCUGGUUUCCCUCACCUAUUUUCUAUGCUUUACUUUACCUGGCUGACAACCCCUAAUCGACCUUGUUUACCAGAUAAAGAACUAGUAUUUUUGUCUUAGAAUAUUAUUUAUGUUAGCGAUAAUGAGAACCCCUGUGCCUCUUUUCGACCCCUUGGCAAUUAACAAAUGAAUGUACAUAUGCUUCAUUACCAAUACAGCAUGAGUAUUUGGUUUUGAAGCAUUUGGUAAUGCUGGAAUACAAACCAAAUUGGCCCAGGAAAUUGCUUAGUAUGUAUUUAUUAUGAAAAUACAUUGUUCUAAAGCUGUUGAUGUGAGUACUUGUGUCUGUGUUGAAUGUGAGCUUUUGAAAUGCACACGCCAAUCUACUCCCAGUUGUUUUGCUUUGACAGCCUAAUUUUGCCCAUGGCUUGGCCUCCCUGCAGAUUCCGCACGGGGCCACAGUGAAACGGAUGUACAUCUACACUGGGAACAACCUACAGGACACCAAGUAAGAACACAAUGUAUUCACGAGCAGGCCUGGAAUUAUGGUUGAGCAUGGCAAGUUUAUGGAGAGAUGGAGGAAGCAGGUGGAGGAUAGGGUGAAGGGGAAGAUACUGUGUGUUUGGUGAGCUUGUUUACUUCAAUUCUUCAACUAACACCACCUUCUCCUUUGACUAUGGUUAGGUUUAAAUCUGAUGCAUUUGAGAUAUUAUCUAAAUACUUAUUAUUAAGUAUUGAGAGAUGUGUGAUCAUGGAUUGCAGAAAAACAUUUGUAAUGACCUGACAAUGACUCACUCUGUAAUUCCUUAGGGCCCCAGUGAUGCCCCUUGCCUGUUUCCUUGGCAAUGUUUAUGCAGAGUGUGUGGAUGUGCUGAGGGAUGGGGUGGGGCCACUUGGUCUGAGACUUCGCCUCCUCACUGCAGGUACUUAGCAAGGGGACAUUUGAACCCACUCAUGUCCCAUGAGGACAACACCAUCAGAACUGUGGAAUCCAAGCUAAAUCUGUUCAGGUUGGUAUUCCUUUUGAGGCUUCCUGAGCACAUGCCACUGAAGGGACUGGAGGAUGUAGGUAUUUUCCUCCUGCAGCGCAAUCAGUCCUCAAUUCUAAUUGGAUAAGGCUACUCUUCUCUUCCUCCCUUUAAUUCAUGUAUUCCUCCAGUACUGUUGUAAUGGCUGUUAUAGAGCCUCAUGGUCUGGAGCUACAAUAUAAUGCUUUCCUGCCAGUCCCUCAGGUCUAUCACGUUCCAUGCUAUCUUCAGUCCACACGUUAGCCCCUGUUAAUCUCAUCACCAUAUAUCACCUCUGACAUGCCCCUCCCCUGGGGAGGCUGAGCUAAACAAAUAACAUACUACACCCUUUAGUAGAUGGGGAGGAGGUCUAUCAAAAUAUGCCCUCAUCAAUCCCUCAUCCAGUGUUUAGACAUGUCUCCUUAGACCAGCUGUUUUGUUUGUCUCUGUGGUUUGGUGUAUUAUAUACAGUUCUAAUGAAACAUCUGAGAGGAAGAUGUGCUCCAAAAGUUUUGCAACACCAGGCCAUAUUAAGCUUGUAUAAUGAGUGGUCUUGUUCCUAUCCUCCUCAGGAUGUGGGCCCGGGGUGAUGGCUGAUGCCAAGGUGCGUGCCGUGGAGAGGAACAUUUACUUUGGAGACUCCUGUCAGGAUGUGCUGAGCGCUCUGGGCUCGCCACACAAAGUAUUCUACAAGUCCGAAGACAAGGUUUGGCCCUCUACUUCCUGUCUCUUCCUUUCCCUUGACCUGCUCCUUUCAGUUGAUAUGGUCCUCUCUAUGUUGAUAAACAAGCUCUCUUCAUGUUUGGGUUUCCUGUUUCAGAUGAAGAUCCACUCUCCGUCGCCUCACAAGCAGGUCCCGUCCAAAUGCAAUGACUACUUCUUCAACUACUUCACUCUGGGGGUGGUGGGUAUUCAUGUUACAUAGGGGGUGGUUAGAGAGGGCUUGCCUUUCUUAUGUUGACAUUCAAAUUCAAUGUAGGAUGUUGCUUCUUUCUUACCACUGUUUGAUUGGUUCCUUUUUGUUUCUUUCCAGGACUUACUCUUUGAUUCUAGCACACACCUGGUGAAGAAGUUUGUCCUUCAUACUAACUUCCCCGGCCAUUACAAUUUCAACAUGUAAGCCUCUAUCUGCUUCAGUUAAGACAGCUGGCACCUCAUUGGUCCUUGGCUCAAGUAUACAAUUUUCAGACAUAUGAUCCAUUUGAAAAAAUUAUUUCCAGUAGAGCCAAAAGAGGCUAUUAAACUCCUUAGUGGUGAAGUAAUUUAGUCGCAGGAGUGCUGUUCACUACACUCAGUAACAUGUAACUGUCUCACUCAACACUGUAGAUAUCAUCGAUGCGAUUUCAAGAUUCCACUUGUCAUCAAGAAAGGUGAGUUUUCUAAUCAGCAUUUUAUUGUAUUUCCUGAGGUAUUUGGUGCUCCGUGUGAACUCUGCCUGUCUCCUCGCUGACCUCUGUGAAGUCUCCUCACGUAUCCCUGUCUGUCUUUCAGAAGGUGCUGACGUUCAUGGGGAGGACUGCACCCUCACUACCUACAGCAAGGUCAGACAUGCCUACACUGCUCAGUCUUUGCCUUGCUCACUCAAGAGUAGUGAAAAACACCCCAAGAGUAACUAUGGGUGAACGUUAUAGCUACUUCAGAGGAGGUUUGUGUUCUCCUGACUGACUGAUUGUUUCUCCCGUAGUGGGAUCAGAUUCAGGAGCUGCUUGGACACCCCAUGGAGAAGCCUGUCGUGCUCCAUAGGUAAGAGAUGCCUGGAUUAGAAUUUACAUCACUUCUGUCAGUUUAAACAUUUUCACUGGACAACUGACUGCUGGCCCUGCAGUUAACAAAAAGGUGUAAAAAAUAUCUGUUUCACAGGUCAUCCUCGGCAAAUAACACCAAUCCCUUUGGCUCUACAUUCUGUUUUGGACUACAGCGAAUGAUCUUUGAGGUAAGAACACUUGGUGUGUGUGUGACAUGAGUGAUGAUGGUAUUAGAUUGAGAAGUACUAAGGCCUGUAUGUAUGUAAACUAUAUAAGGUAUGUAUCUGAACUGUUCUAACUUGUCGUCCCAGGUGAUGCAGAACAACCACAUAGCUUCAGUGACCCUGUACGGCGCCCCCAGACCCAGCAGCCGGGCCAGAGCCGAGGCCAGCGGCCACUGAACAGCAACCCAACCCAGGCCCCAACCCAUACCCGGCCUGAGGGCUGUCUCCCCUCCUCUCCAGUCCGCUCCACGGCAGCCCUGGGCUGAUCAGCAGUGUACUCUCUGUCUCAGCCACUGCCAUCUUCACACCAGAGAGGCCUGCUAGGAGCUCCUCUGGACCCAUCUUUCCCUGCGUGACGGGCGCCUCAUGCAGGGCCCUGCUAGGAGCCUUACGGCAGCCAUCAUCCCUCCCCCUCUGACUCACCCUGUCCCAAUGGUCUUCAUCAUCAGAACACUCGUUAGAUGUGUUGACAGUGUUUCAUCAAUGCACAUUUGGAUGCCUGCGAGCACAAACAAAUGCUCACCUGCGUGCAUGCUGUAGUUUUUUUAAAUUGACAUUUUAAUACAUGCUUAACAUACAUCAGAAACCGAUACCAAAAGCCUGUACAGACACCAAAACCAUUUCAAUCCUUUCUCCACUAUAUGUUCAUGUUGCCGAUUUAAAACACAUGCAUAUGGAUACAGGCUCAUCUGCAGCACUAACACUUGCAUAUCAAGUACAUCAUUUCAUACACAGACAUAUACACAUACAAAAACAAACAUGCAUGCACAUUGACAUAAACCAAUGCAUGCACACAGAAACAAACAAUUGCAUGAACAUAGAGGUUGUUGUUUUUAAGAGGAGAGUGGUAAAAGAUUGCAAGCACAAACUGGCCACACCAUGGAGUGUCCUAGUGCUUUGCAUGCUGUGAGGGAUACUGUCUUGGCACAUGAACAAACACACAUACUGGCACACACACACAUUCAUACACUCAUGCCAUGACUAAGUCCACAGCAUAAGCCACCUCCUAUUGCAAGGCGGUGAAGCACUAAAUGCAUUUGUAGUUUUUGUGUUUUUGCGUGGAACGAUAAAAACGUUGGUUUUAACAUUUGCACUAAGAUGCACCAUAUUUACUUGAUUAUUGUCUCCUAUCCACUGAGGAUUGUGUAUUUUGUUUCCAUUAGUGAUGACUGAGGAAAGGCUCCCGCUCCUCUUAUCACCUGAAUUGACUUUGGAGAGAAAAGCCAUGCUUCUUUCCUUCCAGAUGUACACCAUCCCCUCCAAUGUCCACUGCUACCACUGUCCUUUACAACCUUCCUCCCCAUGCACUCUCAUGAUUGCUCCCUUUCUCCAUCCAUUUCCCCAUCCUCAUCUCUUUUUCUAUUCACAAGAAAUAUCUCAAUUAAUCCAGCUUAGAUGUACUUCAUCAUUGCUGUCAUUCUUUAUAACAAAUGUUUUGUUAAAUUGCCAACAUUUUAGCCAAAGAUGUUUUAGCAUGUUUUAAGUUAUCCAGACAUUUUAGUUUGUCAACUUCACUUCUUGCCCAGAAGAGCAGACAUUCCCUCCUAAAACAAUCUUUUUUUUAAAUGCAGGCCCCUGAACCAUAAUCUUAAUCUCAUCUAAGUACUUCUUGAAUAUAUAAUCUUCUUUAUAAUUGCUUUGUGCUUUCUAAUGCAGAUAUUUUAUCAUUCAGUUUUUACUCUACCAAGAUGUCUCCUGUAUCUGUAGCAGGUAGAUUUGGGACUAUGUGCAGCAGCAGUCUUUUGGUGUUUGUACAGAUUUGUAAAUAGUGUGCUCUUUUGUCUUGUCAUUUUCAGAUAAUGGUACAAUGUGGGCCUGAAUUGUUUUAAGGUCAGAGCACACACCAGACAAAACACUUGUAUUACAUAGGAAUUCUGUUUGAUGUCUAUCUCCCCCUAGUGGAGAGAACACUGGCUGGCGCUCCUAAACCCUGGUCCUGAAUGGUUCAUUCAUCUCUCUAGCUCAGCUUUAACCACUAUUUGUACUAGAGACAGAUGCUGAAGAUAGGAUAAAUCAGAGAAAAAGAUGGGUUACUGUUGGAUAGGGAAGGGAGCCCUGUACACUCUGUUUAGGACCCCCGGAUGUGUGUGUGGUCAGUCGCCCUGUUAUAGUGGGUUGAUCAUGUACUGGUGCUAGAUCAGAGGUAUGUCAUGUUGGGAUUCUGUCACAGGUGGCUGGUCUGCCAGUCAGACCAGCCCUCCAGGCCUCAGCUUUGCAGCGUGUGAUGCAGGCUUAUUACAUAGACUUGUUUCAUGAGUUGCGAUGACAAAAGCCUGUACUGCUGUUGAUGUUGUUAACAUUGUAUCCAUUGCUUUGUUCAAGUAGUAUACAAAAAAAGAAAAGGAGAAGCAAAAAUGCUUUGUUAACGUUGUGCCUCAUUUCCCACCAAGCCUGUCUUGACUUCUCUCUGUAAAUGAAACUAUUGAACAGCAUUGAGUAAGACUGAGCAUGACAAGCUAACAUGAUCGACUGACUGUCACCCAUAGGCCAUCAUUUUCCUCUUGCUCCAAAAAACAUGACAAGUUGUAGAGUAAAGACUUG